AUGCUGAACUUGAUCAUGGGAAAUAUCAUACAGCCGCUCAGUCCAAGCAUCACCAAUCAUUGAUCAAAACUUAAAAGUUAUAACGUCUUCGCCCUCCGUUAUCAAGAUGGGCGCUCUUCAGAUAUUCCAACAUGUCCACUAUUCCUACAGGAACCUACGUUAUCAUGAAUGCCACAACGCACACCUACCUGAAUGUCCUCGCUUUCCAGCCCGUUCCGGGUGACAUCGUCAAUAGUGUUGGAAAUUACUUAGGAAAUGACAUGUGGAACGUGUUGAAAACGGAGUCGUGCGGGAUAACUAUACAAUCCUACGGAACUGGCGCUUUCCUCGCCUUUGAUCCCUCGAACAAAACCGACACUCCUGCUGGUAGCGUCGUCACCAGCACCUCAAUUUAUCCGUGGAAUCUACAGAAAAACACCGCAGUCCCAUAUGCCUGGUAUAUCGUGGAUAAUUAUACUGGUCAAGGGCUUUCUGUGAAGAACAACUCUGCUGCGAACGCGGCACAAGUUCUCGAAGCGAGAUUGACGCAGAACGGAAGCCAAGCUUGGUUCUUUAUCCCAAAGGAACCCCUGGCUGGUACCAACUAAUUGACAAUCAAUAUUGGAGGAAUGAUGUGCUCGGAGAGUCGAGACUUAUUUUUACCCGAUGAAUUUGAUUGAUGCAAAGUGUUGAACAUUGGGGAUCUUUAGAAUCACGAGCCGCCACGAAGUCGAAAAGAGUUGAGUGUGACUUUAAACGCGAGAGAUUUUGACCAUUGCAGAC
Suillus clintonianus is the source of this 762-nucleotide messenger RNA. RefSeq lists its product as uncharacterized. Lineage: Eukaryota; Fungi; Basidiomycota; Agaricomycetes; Boletales; Suillaceae. The transcript has 4 exons. The record is from RefSeq and is a predicted model, not a curated record. Bases 132 to 587 code for a protein of 151 amino acids.